Messenger RNA from Didymodactylos carnosus, 660 nucleotides. NCBI's taxonomy places the organism in Eukaryota, Metazoa, Rotifera, Eurotatoria, Philodinida, Philodinidae. The record is from the annotation of a GenBank genome assembly.
AUGAAUGUUCCGAAUUUAAUAAAUUGUCAUUUACCGUUUUGUCGUCUAUUAGUAUCCUCUCAUAAAACUAACAUUAAGAAACUAACAAUUAAACUUCAGUCAUUUGUUGAUUUGGCUCAUUUAUUGAACUGUAUACCGUUAAUUGAAUAUUUAAACAUUCAUCUUUAUAUAGAUUAUAUGUUAAACAUUGUACAUAAUCGUGAACCAGUGGCAUUUAAAUUCAUUUCAUUAAAAUUGAAACAUCUAAUAUUGAAAAUAACGAAUGAUAAAUGUUAUGUUACUGAAUUAGAUAUAUUUCAAUUGAAAUAUGGUGAUGACACAGUUGAUGAUUCAACAACUUAUAAAAACGAUAAAAUUGAUAAAUUAUGUAUAGAGCUGGCAAACGAUGAAACUAACAUAAAUAUUGAACAAUUAAAAAAUGAAAUUGGUGAGAUUUAUUGGAACCCAACUGUUCGUAAAACAUUCAAAUAUGUACGGUCAUUGAAAGUGUUUAGCGAUCAGAAUGGAAAUGAAUGUAUGGCUGUUGAUAAUGCAUCAUUAUCAACAAUUCUAGUGAAUCUUGAACAAUUGGUUAUAUGGUCUCAAUUGACUCAUUUAUCUUAUUAUCAUUCUCGAUUGGAUUUGUUAGAAAUUCUUCUCGAUUCUGGACCAAACAUUUAA